Messenger RNA from Canis lupus familiaris (dog), 1648 nucleotides. Its product is annotated as proline-rich protein 36-like. The coding region runs from base 712 to 1614 and encodes 300 amino acids. The transcript is spliced from 2 exons. The record is from RefSeq and is a predicted model, not a curated record. Lineage: Eukaryota; Metazoa; Chordata; Mammalia; Carnivora; Canidae.
CGAAGGUUCAACCAGGAGUGGACUCAGGUAGGGGAUCCCAGGCAGUGAGGUCACUUCUUUGACAACAGAGCCCAACAGAACUUGGAACCCCUGCAACCAGGCACCCACAUUCUAGUGCAACCCCACAUCAGGUUCACUUGGCUGGAGACAUCUGCUAGUGAAAGAUGUUCUCUUGCUGCCUGCCAACUUCCCGGGGCUCUGGCUUCCAGAAAGCCCAGGGUUGUGGCUCUUUCACAUGCCGUAGACUUUUGUUCCACCGUCACAGCCCAUGCCUGAGGGCGUUUGCCAGGACGUACCCUAAGGUAAUAUAGAGCAGCCCAGGGCAGGCCAGGCCACCUGUGCCAGCCAUCCUGGGCAGGCAUCCCCUCCUCUUCAGUUUCAGGGGACCAGGGAUGUGUGGGCAGGUCCCACCUAGGCUGGAGGAGGUUACAGGGCAGCAGGUACCCCAGUGAUCCCUGCAUGGUCACACUGAUGUCAUGGUGGGCAGGGUGGAAAGAGGAUUCCUGAGGUGCCUCUUACCCAUCCGAGUUAACCUAAGGUCCUAGGGCUGCAUCCCUUUUCUCUUCUUGGGGGAGAUGUGUGCCGACUGUGGUGUGGUGUGUCUGGAAUGGAGUCAGCUGGGUGUAGCGGUCCAGCCAAAGCAGCCAGACCGGGCGAUGAGGCCUCCUGCCUGGCUGCCGGGCACUGUCGUUACAGAACUCCACACAGGAGAUGGGGCAGGAGUGUGAGGAACAGAACCUCUGGUCCACCUCCUUGAGGAAUGGGAUAGUGCCCUGCACAGCUAAAAGAGGCCAGUGCGGGCUCGAGCUAUCUGCACCCUUGGCAACCCAGGAGGAAGAGCUCACCAUGGUGCAGGCUAUCAGGGUACCCAAUAUGCUGGAGCAGCCACCUGCCUCAGUGGAGCACCCAGCUUCGGCCCUUGAGAAACACCCUGAAUCACAUCAAGAAGCCGCCCCAGCUAGUAUUGUGGGGCCUACUGAAGCUUCAGGUCCUGAGUUGAUCAAGCUAGUCAAGGCUGCUGCAGCUGGGUGCUUGGCCCGAUCCAAGAUGCUAGCUGCUGAGUCCAAACCAAUGCAUGAGGCAGUCACACCUCUGAUUCAGCAUCCCGACAAGGAGGACCUACCUGUAACCUUGGCCACCCUGGAGGUAGAUCACGUCCUGGCGCAUGCAAUCCUUUUCCCCCACAUGCUGCAGCAGCCACCUAUCUCAGGGGAGCAACUAGCUUCCGCUCCUGAACAAGAUCCCAAACCACCUCAAGAGCCCGCCCCAGCUCCUACUAUGGGGCCUGCUGAAGCUUCAGGGCCAGAGGUGAUUGAGCCAGUCAAGGCUGCUGGAGUUGAGUGCUUGCCAGGGGCUGAGAUGGCACCUGUUGAGUUGAAGCCACUGCAGGUGUUGGUCACACCUCUGAUUCACUGUCCCCAACUGGAGGUGCUGCCUGCACCCCUGGCCCCUCCAAAACGUAGGCAGGCCUCAGUGCCCACCCUCGAGUUCAUCGAAGGGCCGGUGCAUCCACCUGCCUUACUGGAGCAUCCAGCCUCUGCCACCGAGCAGCAGCUCAUCAUGGCUACAGCCCAACGGAAGGCUUCCCCGCCCCUCUCAUUGCACUGUGUCUAAUUUUGUUGUGGUUGUCAUCAACCUCUAUAAUUCC